Hypomesus transpacificus is the source of this 2771-nucleotide messenger RNA. Its product is annotated as proteoglycan 4-like. Lineage: Eukaryota; Metazoa; Chordata; Actinopteri; Osmeriformes; Osmeridae. The transcript is spliced from 4 exons. The record is from RefSeq and is a predicted model, not a curated record. The coding region runs from base 235 to 2205 and encodes 656 amino acids.
UCCGCCUCACACGACUGCCCUUUCAGCAGGCUGCUGGAUCUUCAUCUCCACAGACCAGCGUGUGAGCUUGUGGCUUGGUGAAGUUGCUCCGGUUGCCAGCAGUGACUGAGAGGGAGACGGGGAGAGGGACAGGGACUUCCCCUGCUUCAGCUCUCGGAGACGUUCGUAUCGACUCAGAGGGAUCAUUCUGACUGCUGAGAAACAGAGAGCACCACAGACGGACAGACAGACACCAUGAUGAGAGUUCCACAACUGCUUCUGCUGGCCCUGGCUGUGCACCUUUCUACCACAGCUCCCAGAUUUAUCAGGGAAGCCCCAGAGGUUGCAAUACCAGAAGAGUUUGCACAUGUUGCACCAGAGGAAGUGGUUGACGCUGAGGAACCUGCCCCAAAGGAAGUGUAUUCUGAAGAACCUGAUCCUGUUGCACCCGAGGAACCUGCUGCAGUAGAACCUGUUCCUGUUGAAGCUGAAGAACCAGCUCCAGAGGAACCUGCUGCAGAAGAACCUUCUGUAGUAGAACCUGCUCCUGUUAAACCUGAGGAACCUGCUGCAGAAGAACCUGCUCCAGUAGAACCUGCUGCAGUAGAACCUGCUGCUGUAGAACCUGCUGCAGUACAACCUGCUCCUCUUGCAGCAGAGCAACCAGCUCCAGAGGAACCUGCGGCAGAAGAACCUGCUGCAGAAGAACCUGCUGCGGUAGAACCUGCUCCUGUAAUACCCGAAGACCCAGGUCAAAAAGAAUCUGCUCCAGAAGAACCUGCUGCAGUAGAACCUGCUCCUGUUGCAGCAGUGGAAACAGCUCCAGAGGAAGCAGCUCCAGAGGAACCUGCUGCAGAAGAGCCUGCUGCAGUAGAACCUGCUCCUGUUAUACAAGAGGAACCAGCUCCAGAGGUACCAGCUCCAGAAGAACCUGCUGUUGUAGAACCUGCUCCAGAAGAACCUUUUGCAGUAGAACCUGUUCCUGUUGCACCUGAGGAACCAGCUCCAGAGGAACCUGCUGCAGUAGAACCUGUUCCUGUUACACCAGAGGAACCUGCUCCAGAAGAACCUGCACCAAAAGAACUCGCUGCAGUAGAACAUGCUCCCGUUAUACCUGAGGAACCAGCUCCAGAGGGACCUUCUCCAGAAGAACCUGCUCCUGUUGCAGCAGAGGAAAUGGCUCCAGAGCAACCAGAUCCAGAGGAACCUGCUGCAGAAGAACCUGCUGCAGUAGAACCUGCUCCUGUUAUACCUGAGGAACCAGCUCCAGAGGAACCUUCUGCAGUAGAACCUGUUCCUGUUGCACCUGAGGAGCCAGCUCCAGAGGAAUCUCCUGCAGUAGAACCUGUUCCUGUUAUACCUGAGGAACCAGCUCCAGAGGAACCAGCUCCAGAGGAACCUUCUGCAGAAGAACCUGCUGCAGUUGAACCUGCUCCUGUUAUACCUGAGGAACCAGCUCCAGAGGAACCUUCUGCAGUAGAACCUGUUCCUGUUGCACCUGAGGAGCCAGCUCCAGAGGAAUCUCCUGCAGUAGAACCUGUUCCUGUUGCACCUGAGGAACCAGCUCCAGAGGAUCCUGCCGCAGUAGAACCCGUUCCUGUUGCAUCUGAGGAACCAGCUCCAGAGGAGGCUGCUCCAGAAGAACCUGCACCGGAAGAACCUGCUGCAGUAGAACCUGUUCCUGUUGCACCUCAGGAACCAGCUCCAGAGGAACCAGGUUCUGAAGAAUCUGAUGCAGUGGAACCUGAUACUAUUGUACCUGAGGAAGAAGAACAUUCUUCAGAGGGAGUUGUUCCAGAGGAACCAGCUCCAGAGGAACUUGUUCCAAUUGGCCCUGUUGACAUGGCUACUGAGGCCCCAACUGAGCUUACAAUUCCAGACGUUCCUGAGCCAGAAGAGGAGGAGCCUGCGGCCCCAACAGAGAGCCCAGUCGAACCUGAGGUCCCAACAGAGAGCCCAGUCGAACCUGAGGUCCCAACAGAGAGCCCAGUCGAACCUGAGGCUCCAGAUUGUCACUGCCCCGAGGUGGAGGCCGCCCCGGCAGCUCCUGCUGCCACAAAGGCUGCAGAAAAGGUCACAGAGGGUAUGGGAGCCACAGCCAUACUGAUGGAACAGGAAGCCACCGGUGUGAGCAGAGGCCUGGUGCUAGGCGCAGCAUUUCUCUCCCUGUUGUCUCUUAUCGCUGUUGGAUCAGUAGGCAGUGCUGUGUCCAGAAAGAUGCGUUGAAAUCAGUUGUUGAAGUAACUAGUAUUUGGCCAUGGAAAGACUGUCUGGAUGUGCUGGAAAAUGCAGUAUCAACUUCACUGGACUGAACUUUUUAAAAAGUCAACUGGAAGCACAAACUCCCACAAUCCAGAUAUUAGAUCCAAGAGUUUGAACUGCCAAGAAAAGGGUAAUUACCCAAACACCCACCCCAAGGGUGGAAAAUGAAUGUAUAUAAAUAGGUGAAAUGUAUUCUAGUGUGUCCUGACCCAAUACCAGUUCAAGAACUAAAUGUGACGCUAAGGCCCAAGGUACUUGUGAACUAGUUAUAAGACAGAAUGACCACCCACUGUCAGCGUGUGAGUAUGUAGUUAUUUAUAAACUGGAAUGGAAUUAAAUAUAUCGAAGGUGGGGAAUAUGGUUUCUUUGCAUUUGUGGUGGCAUGAAUAUUGCAAAUAUUCAUAUAAAAGUGUAAUCUAUGUUUUUUUACUUGAUUAUUAUACUCAAUAUUGAACUUGAAUACAGCAGAUCUAAAUAUGUUUGACUCAAAUAUUAAACACAAACAAAAGAUCUAUUUGUUUUGGUGUUCA